GCGCUGUCUAGGGUUUAAGAAAGCUUUAGAACCACAAGCAGCUUCGUGAGACCCAAAUUUUGACAAUCAGCAAUGGUCGGCUUUUGGGGAAUUGAAGUAAAACCAGGGAAACAGUACCCUAUUGAAUUUCCAGAAGAGGAGGAUGCAAGGCUUAGAAUUACUCAGGCGACUUUAGGCCUUGGUGAUUCAAAGGGGAGGAGCAUAGUUCAGUGCUCCGUUGGAGAUAAGAGUCCUGUCUUUUUGUGUUCUUUGUUACCUAAGAGGAAUGAAUCGUGUCCCUUGAAUCUUGAGUUUGAGAAUGAUGAGGAGCCGGUGACCUUUUCAGUGAUUGGCAAGCAAAGCGUCCAUCUCUCUGGUUUCUUUGAGACCUAUGCUGAAGAAGAAGGUGAACCUGUUGGACAAGGAUAUGAGUCUGAUUCGUAUGAGGAGGAGAGUAGCGAGUCUGGGUCGGAGAAUUCUUUAGAUGAUGGUUGUGAUGACAAUGAGGUCGAUGAUAGUGAUCUUGACAUGGACCAGCCUUCACGUGCUACCAAAAGUGGAGUUAUAAUUGAGCAGAUAGAGGAUGAGGAGAAGCCUACUGGAAAGGGUCAGUCUAAACCUCUACUUGUAGGCACUCAAUCAAAUGGCCCUGAGGAGAAUACAAAAGAUGCUGGUGUUCCUGUCUUGGAGAGUGAAGAUGAAGAUGGCUUUCCAAUAUCCACCAAAAACAAAACAAAAUCUGUUAAAUCAGACAUAGACACCAAAAAAGAUAAAGGAACUAAUAACAAGGAGAGAAAAGCAAAAGAUGGUGAGUUUGCUGCAGGAUUAAAAAGGAAGGUUGAAGAUCUUGACAAAGAUCAUCAAGAAAGGCAAAAGAAAAGUAAGAAAAAGCAAAGUACUGGUGAAAAGGAGAAGCAACCUGAGGUCUUGAACGACAAAGAUGAGCAUGGAAAACUGCUUGCAAAUGAGAAGAGCCCCGACAUCAAAAUGGAUUCUGUUCCUACUGAGAAUCCCACAGAGGAGAAAAAGAAGAAGAAGAAGAACAAGAAGAAAUCCCAGGAAACUGAAGAAAAAACUAAUGCUGAUCAAACUGAUGCUAACAUGGGAAACACUAAGGCCAAGCCAUCUAAUGUGAGAACCUAUCCAAAUGGAUUAAUUAUUGAGGAUGUAGCUAUGGGUCGACCGGAUGGCAAAAGAGCUGAUCCAGGAAAGAAGGUCAGUGUUCGCUACAUUGGCAAGCUAAAGAAUGGGAAACAAUUUGACGCAAAUGUAAAAGGACCACCAUUCAAAUUCACAUUAGGUGUAGGACAAGUUAUCUCAGGAUGGGACGUUGGGGUUAAAGGUAUGCGUGUUGGGGAUAAAAGAAGACUUACUGUUCCACCAUCAAUGGGUUAUGGACACAAAGGUGCUCCCCCUCAAAUACCACCAAAUGCAUGGCUCGUGUUUGAUGUCGAGUUGGUUGCUGUUAAUUGAUUCGGCUGCAGUCAUUCUUCCAGUUUUGAAGUUUCUUUGCAUCUAUGAACAUCAUUUGAUGUCAGUUUUGAGAUGUGAUCAUUUGAUGAGGUUAAGAUCUUUUGGUCGUAUUACUAAACCAUAAUUCCAGUGACUUUACCAUUGAAAAUUGAUCCUAUUUUGAAUCUGUCUGUACCGUACGUGCUAAAUCUUACACAUUUCUGGGUGGCGUUAAGCUGUUCUGAGCAAAUAUUCAGUUUGGAUUUGGGUAUGUG
Molecule: messenger RNA, 1706 nt
Organism: Argentina anserina (silverweed cinquefoil)
Lineage: Eukaryota; Viridiplantae; Streptophyta; Magnoliopsida; Rosales; Rosaceae
Product: peptidyl-prolyl cis-trans isomerase FKBP53
Exons: 11
Coding region: 73-1452 (459 amino acids)
Molecular function (GO): peptidyl-prolyl cis-trans isomerase activity
Source: RefSeq, a predicted model, not a curated record